GUUGUGGCUCCAGUCAAGUGUGCUGGUGUGUGCUGACGGGAUGAGAGAGUGAUAGUGGAAGCAAGAGUGAGGUGUGAUUCUCUCGUGCCAUAAGUUGCGCUUUGUUCAUAGUCCGUAGGAGAUUUAGAAGUAGUCGAGUUGAAAAUGGGAGACGAUUUGAGAGAUGAAUUGCUGCGAAAUGCCAUACGCACGCAGCUGAGGGAUCGCAAUGUCAAACUGUGGAUGCCUCCGUAUGCAGAAGAGAGCGGCAAACCGAAUGACAAGUCCUUACAGGCCUUGGCUGAAGAAUUUUCUACUCAAUUAAAGCUGGAUAAGGAAGACUGUUUACAAAUGCUUCUCAGCCUCCAAGAAAAUGCCAUUAAGCGAAUGAAGGAACAAGAACAGUUUCGUUCUGGAGGUAUUGCCACAUUGCACAUCCGAUUUAGUGGGUUUUCUGCUGACGUGUUGCCAUCAACUUCAAAAAGUAGUCAGGACGCAAACGCAAAGAAUCAAACAGAAGUUCAAAUAUCUCUUAAUGCACGUGGAAAAGACCUUGCAGAUGCUGUGUCUCAAAUAUCAGGAAAACCUGUAGAUCAAAUAAAGCUAAUUUGUGGGGGUCGUCUUCUGAAGCAAGAACAAAAUCUUAAAGACCAAGGAGUUAAAAGCUCAUCUAAAAUUAUGGCAAUUGCAAUAAAUGAAGAUCCCAAUGAAGUUGAUAAGGGCUUGUCAUACAGUAAACUAUGUGAGAAGACUCGCUCUGCUGCCUCAACACUUUCUAGAAAGAGAAACCAAUAUGCUUCUCUUGAGCUUGAAAACCAAACUGGCAGCUCUUUAAAACUAGAUCAGCGAGAGAAGCAAGCUCUUUGCCUUGCCCUUGCCUUGCAUGAGAGAGGACGUUCUGCAUUGAAACGAAAUGAGAACUCUUUAGCGCUGUUGCUUUUCUUGGAAGCUGAUCAAGAAUUUCAGCAGUGCAACUCUGAUCUCCUGAAGAGUGUGGACAAUGUAGCUCUUCUGCAGCUGGACAUUGUGUGGUGCUAUUUGUGCUUGCGUAGCAUGUCACACAUUCCAGAUGCUGACCGACGCUUAAAUUUGUGUGAAGCAACAUUGGAACGCACCUAUGGCAAAAAUCUAGAACGUGUAGAGGCCUUGAAAGGCACCGCUGGGAAUGAAGCGGCUUUACUGAUGCGUCUUCAUUUGCUUCAAGCUAUUGUCGCUUUUCAUCUAAAUAAAGUUAGUCUGUCACAAGAGCUACUUAGGAAAGCAGAGUCAGAGCUUCAAUCUCUCAAAGUCAACUCAGAUGAUAUUGUACAGAUUGUAGCUUUAGGGUACUCAACUUCUGAAGCUCUUUUGGGUCUAAGAGCCUGCCAAGGAGAUCUAAAUGCAGCAGUCAUCAGAAUUUCUGAGUGGCAGGAGGAACGAAAAAAAGCAAGAGAAGAAAGCAGGAAAGCAAGACAUAGAGAAAGAGAGAGGCGAAAACUGGGAAAAACUGCGGAUGGAUCACAAUACAUUGAGCCAGAUUUUGUAGAGACCCUUUGCGGCAUGGGUUAUGAUCGAUAUCUUGCCAUUUCUGCUUUGAAACACUCAAAUAAUCACGUGACUCAGGCAGUGCAUAUGUUGCAAGAGCAGCCACAUCUUCUUGAUGCUAAAAGGAGGUGUGUGCGUGUAUCUUCAGAAGACGUAGUUCAGAUUUCUGCUUUGGGAUUUGACACUGAUAUAGCUCGCCUUGCCUUGCGCAAACAUAAUGGAAAUAUUGAAGCAGCAGUUGCUGAUUUAUUCAAUAAUCAAGGCAUUAUAACCGUUACUCCAGAUCUUGCCGAAGCGGAGACAGAUGAAACAGCUACUGCAUCAACCAGUGCAGGUGAAGGUGUUUAUGAUGCAGAAACAGUGGCUGAGAAUGACCAGAGGGAUCAAGACGAACAAAUGGAAGCUGCUUUGGAAUUGGAAAAUGACAUAACAAAUGUUGAAAAUGAUCAUCUUUGUAUUACCCUCGAAGAAGAAGAAAAUUUUCUCCUUGAAUAUAAAACGCUCUUGAAGAUGUAAACCCUCAAAUUGAUUCAAGCUGAUCUACAAGGGUGUUUUGCUUUCCUUUGCAUGCAUGUGCAUGUUCUUUUAAAUGCUAAGUGUUUCUGUGUUAUUAUCUAUAAUGUUUCUGAUGUCCAAAGCUGUCAAAAACCAAAGGUAAUUUUUUCAUUAGGAGAGCACCAAUUUUAUGGAGCUCUAACAAUUGUGCAAUUCUUGUUGAGGGUUCUCAUAAACAUUGUUCCAUCCUCUUUAUUAAUAAAGUUUUUUUCUUUUUGAA
Molecule: messenger RNA, 2278 nt
Organism: Thrips palmi
Lineage: Eukaryota; Metazoa; Arthropoda; Insecta; Thysanoptera; Thripidae
Product: NEDD8 ultimate buster 1-like
Exons: 11
Coding region: 145-2019 (624 amino acids)
Biological process (GO): regulation of ubiquitin-dependent protein catabolic process
Molecular function (GO): protein binding
Source: RefSeq, a predicted model, not a curated record